AGGAAAGACACUUUCUUUUUUUCAAUCACGAAAAAUAACGCGUACAUGGAAAUGCCAGGCCGACGUUGCCAGUUAUUAUUUUUAUUUGUAUUUCCAGGAAGGCAACGAAGUGGUGAAACUCCUGUUGCUCACAAAGAAUGGAAUUUACCCCAGAAGAAUUGGAAUUGCCUCCCUGCAAAUAUGAAUAUCUUGACCAUCCGGCUGAUGUUCAGUUACAUGCAUGGGGAGACGACUUGGGUGAAUGUUUUGAACAGGUUGCAGUUUCUAUGUAUGGAUACAUGACUGAGAUUGAUAAAGUAGAAAUACUUGAUAAACAAGAAAUAGAAGCCAGUGCAGAUGAUAUGCAAGGGCUUCUUUUUCAUUUUCUAGAUGAAUGUCUGUUUGUGUUUUCAGCAGAACCUUUUUUAAUUGCUAGAAAAGUUGUUAUUACAGAGUUUGAUAAAGAGGCAUUUACUAUCAAAGCCACCUUGUAUGGGGAGGAAUUUGACCUUGCCAAACAUCCACAGGGUACUGAGGUGAAAGCAAUAACUUAUGCUAGCAUGCAAGUUUAUGAUAAUCCAGGCCAGCACGAAGUAUUUGUAAUUAUUGAUAUUUGAUUGUUUAUUUUGUUAAAGCACAUUUCAUAUCUGUUAUAGUGUGGAGUUUCCCUUGAUUCUCACUACUUUUUAUAAAAAAUGAAUAUUCAAAUAAAUUGAUUGAUACA
Penaeus chinensis is the source of this 703-nucleotide messenger RNA. It is a transcript of the gene Archease, whose product is annotated as protein archease-like. The transcript has 2 exons. Bases 138 to 596 code for a protein of 152 amino acids. Gene Ontology annotation, biological process: tRNA splicing, via endonucleolytic cleavage and ligation. Gene Ontology annotation, cellular component: tRNA-splicing ligase complex. The record is from RefSeq and is a predicted model, not a curated record. Lineage: Eukaryota; Metazoa; Arthropoda; Malacostraca; Decapoda; Penaeidae.